AUGAAGCAGCCUAUUGCUGCUAGAAUCAUCGAGUUCCCAUUGAAACUCACCAUGGCGAAUACGUCCAACCUAUUGGCUUUUGCCAUUGUUUUCCUGGCAUCUUUGUCUCUGAAUUCAGCUUUCGUGAAUCAAGAGUUUGUACCUCGAGAUUUUCAAAAGAAUUUUAAUCUCGAGCUACAACCGUCCUAUCGACAAAAAAGGGAAGAAAAUGCUUAUCUCGUGAAUAAGUAUAAUUCUUUGGAGUUGGAAGAAUUAUCAGACUCUCAAACCGUCCAGGAUAGAAGAGCGAUCGCGGAAGAAACAAAGAAACUUACGGAUGACAGGAAAAAUAAUACUGAAGAAGAUGAUAAGAAUGAUAUAUUGUACAAGAGCAUGCACGAUCUCAUCCAAGCAUUUAUUCUCGCGGAUAAGCAAGAUAUUGCUAUAAGGCUGCAACAAUUGCAAGAAAUAGAGAAUGCCACGGAAUCCGAGAAACUUAGCAAUUUAUCGAAACGUCAUGCAUCCGCAUCCGCAGCUGCAGCCGCAGCCGCAGCUAGCAAUCUCCUGGGAGCGAAUUUGUGGGAACCUGUGCCUCUCACCGAUUUGGAUGCUCAUUCUUGCGAAACUGAAGCCAUAGAAUAUGGUCACGUACACUUGACAGGCCUGACCGUGCACGAGUUUUUCUGCGAAUUGAGAAAGUUCUGGCAUUAUCUUUUGAUUAUUGUACGAAACAUAAGAGAGGGACUUACCUUGGGACCACUAAUCGCCGAAGAGGUCAUUGAAGGCGGCCACGGCAUCUUGAAUCUCUUGUUCCAUCAUACCCCGCGAUUUCUGCACACUGUCAUUAGAGAGCCCCAUCAUCUGCUGAUUUUGCCUGACAUAAUCCGAGACUCCAUCCCUCACCAUAGCAUUCUUGGUGCUAUUCACCGAAUCAUACAGGUCACCUUCAAGGUGGUGCACAUUGUGCGUGAGCUGCUCUUUGGACUUAUACACAUUUUCGGACACUUCUUCCACUUACAUCACUUUGGUUUGCAUCUGAGGGAGAGACUGCACGAGCAUCAUCUAGCAAAAUUGCAUCAUCUCUACGGAUAUGGUUCGAUAGUUCCGUGUGAAGACGAGAUUAUCGGUGAACCGGUAUCUAUGACAACAUCCGCAGCGGCAGCAGCAGCAGCAUCGGCGGCGGCGACGGCGACGGCAACGGCAGCAGCUUCUGACGGUGGCGUAGUUGCCCCAGAGUAUCACAGAUCGUUGGCGGACAUGUUAUCUUCUUUGCGUGGCUUCUAUGAUGGCUACCACGCGUCUGGAAUACCUCAUCUAGUUAGGACUGGCUUGCAGAGCAUCUCCACGUCCUCGGUGUAUAAUAAAAUAACUUCAUAUAUAUUCAAUGUGCCAUCAUACUUGACUAACAUAGGUUCGUAUCUAUCCAAUAUACCACGUCCGAAUUUCUAUAACGGUUUUACGUCGCUUCAACAAGGCCCUGUUGAAACUGUGAGUUCUUCGGCAUCCGCCAGCACAACAGUUACUGGAACACAACCAAUAUUUUCUAACGCACCUCUGAUUUCCGCGGUACCAAACAUAGUCUCUUCGGUGCCGGUUGUUUCUUCUUCCGGUGCUGCAAGCGCAGCAGCCACAGCAGCAGCGGCAUCAGCAGCAGCGGCGGCAUCGGCAGCAUCAGCAUCACCGAUGAUGUCCAGCUACCAGGUCGCUCCACAAGUUUACGCUCCAACUAUGAUCGAAGAACCCGCUGUGCCCUGCGCACCUGUCCAACCCACUCUAUCGUCAGGGAUCGUUUCGGAAACCAUUGAGAACACGGUAUCCGAGAGUAGUUCCUCGAGCGUGUCUGUGGCUUCUCCAGAAAGAUAUCAGAGUGUAGGAUAUCAGGGUGUCCCACUGGAAAAUUCUGCGGCAGAUGCUUCUGCUUCCGCGUCCGCCUCUGCUUCGAACGUCAGCCCAGUAAUCAGUGCUGGUUCAGUGCCACUUAGCCUGCCGUACUCACUAAACAGAUACAGUUCCAGACCCAUCUUGUCCGCUAUCAGACCCGCGAGUGCUGCGUCCGCUUCCAGUAGCGCAUCGGUUUCUUCAGGCGGCAAUUUGAUCGAGCCGGGUCAAUAUACAGGACUCGAUUUGAAUCUCGGUGGCAGAGUUCCGCUGAUCAGAUCGCGACUUCUUCCUUCUGCUCUUCAUUCCGUAGCCCCUUCAUCGGCUGCCGCUGCAGCAUCAUCGGCUUCCGCAGGUGCCGCCGCAGCUAGCUCGGCCAGCUCUGUCUCGGGCGGCCUCAAUUUUGCCUUGCCCAGGCAACAUAUCAUCAAUGCACUAGGCCACGAUUAUCUGACACCGGGCGAUCUUAUAUCAAUUGCCCUGAGGAAUAAGGCGACCUUGAUAGGCCGCGUACUGGACGGCAAUAGCCCAAUCAAUUUCGACUUCCUCAGACCGAGUUUACGCGCUUCCCUUCUCCGUCGAGGUGGACGUAUCUGGAAUCUCUCACCCCAGGACUUCCGAGAUCCUGAGUGCGUCCGUAGACUUAACAGUCCUCUUCUGUUGCGUCAUGUCCUUUAGAUUUCAUAUAUUAUGUAUCUCAUAACUAGUCCUGAACCAUUAUCAACUAUCAACAUGUAUAUACCAAAUGAUUGUAAUCAAUUGAUUCCAAAUAAAGAUAUAUUCUGAAA
Cataglyphis hispanica is the source of this 2645-nucleotide messenger RNA. RefSeq lists its product as uncharacterized. The transcript is spliced from 3 exons. NCBI's taxonomy places the organism in Eukaryota, Metazoa, Arthropoda, Insecta, Hymenoptera, Formicidae. The record is from RefSeq and is a predicted model, not a curated record. The coding region runs from base 1 to 2535 and encodes 844 amino acids.